This is a messenger RNA of Electrophorus electricus (electric eel), 1800 nucleotides long. Lineage: Eukaryota; Metazoa; Chordata; Actinopteri; Gymnotiformes; Gymnotidae. The record is from RefSeq and is a predicted model, not a curated record.
AUGAGGAUCUUAGCAGCUCUGCUUGCAGUCUGCUGCCUACAAGAAGCUAUCUCCAUGAGGGUGGGAGAGUUCAUGCAAGGACCUAGAAGAGCGGUCCGAGAGGCUGGAGCUCCUGCACCUAUCGAGUGUAAAAUGUCUGCCUGGUCCCCAUGGAAGCCAUGUGAUCCAUGCACUAAAACCAUGUAUCGUUCCAGGAGUAUUGAGAUGUUUGGGCAAUUUGGAGGUCAAAAGUGUAUAGAGCCGAUUGGAGAAAGAAAACUGUGCAAACCAUCAACUAAAUGUGUGGAGAGCCCACCCCCCAUCUGCUCCAGCUCAGAGUUCCAGUGUGAAUCAGGUUUGUGUGUUAAAAAACGUCUGAAGUGUAACGGGGACAAUGACUGUGGUGAUUUUUCUGAUGAAGAGGAGUGUGACACAUUUCGCCGCCCAUGUGGUGAUUUCCCAGUGACAGAGUCAGACAUCGGUCGCACUACUGGAUACGGAAUUAAUAUCCUGGGCUCUGGCCCCCGUAUGAACCCGUUCAACAACAAAGUGUACAAUGGAAUGUGUGAACGUGUGAAAGACCCAUCCACAAUGCUCUACAACCGGCUACCUUGGAAUGUCGCUGUCCUUAACUAUGAGACAUUAGUAGAGGAGACCACCUCUAAAGAGGUCUAUGAAGACACUCACUCUUUGAUAAGUGAGAUUACCAAGGACACCACAACCAAAUCAGGUUUAGAGCUGUCUUUCAAGUUCACGCCAACCGAGUCAUCCACUCAAGAAACUGGCGCCUCUUUCCUGGGUUCAAAUGCUGGAGUCAACACAGAGUCUGAGAAGUCAGAAAUGGUCAAAGCCAUCACUGACUACAGCAGCACUAAGAAUAAGUCCUUCCUCAGGGUGAAGGGGAGAGUGCAGCUGGGCACAUACAGGAUGAGGUCACGGGGCCUGGAGGUCUCAGAGACCUUCCUUGACGAUGUGGACGCAUUACCCCUUGAAUAUGAAAAGAGCCAGUAUUUUGGUUUCUUGGAGGACUAUGGAACUCAUUACACAAAGAAUGGAAAGGCAGGGGGAGAAUAUGACCUUGUAUAUGUGCUGAACAGUGAUGUCAUUACAGAAAAGAACGUGCUGGAGUCCACAUUGAAGGAAUGCCUUAAAGUCGGCAUUAAUGCCGGUAUUCAGAUUGGUGGAGUCCUGGAAGUAAACCAAGGCGGAAAAACAGAUGCCACAAAUAAUUGUGACACGGUCACAAGCAAAACCACAGAUAGCAGCACGAGCAAGCCGGUCAUCGACAAGGUGAUAAGUGCAGUGAAAGGGGGGUCCACACAGUCCGCAGCAGCCAUGAAGUCCCAGCUCAGCAAAGAGGGAGUGAUGGAUCGCCAGUACUAUGUGGAGUGGGCGAGGACGCUGGCAGACCUACCUGCACUUAUCUACAGUGAUCCUGAGCCCAUCUAUAAUGCGAUUCCCCUGAGUUUCCCAGAUGCACAGCCCAGGAGGGAGAACCUGCAGAGGGCACUUCAAGAUUACGUGGCUGAGUACAGUGUAUGCAAGUGCCAGCCGUGUCAGAACGGUGGCACUGUAGCGCAAAUCGACGGGCAAUGUGUGUGUCUGUGCCCACUGCAUUUCGAAGGUAUUGCCUGUCAGACAAUACGCCAUGAUCUCAUGAAAGAUAAGGACAAACCCAUUCAUCAGCAGGGCAACUGGGGCUGCUGGACUCCCUGGUCCAGCUGCAGUGGUGGACGGCGCACGCGCACGCGAACCUGCAGGACAGGUGACAUCGCUGAAUCAACCUGCAAAGGGGACACAACCAGCGAGGACUAUUGCUGA